Messenger RNA from Actinia tenebrosa (Australian red waratah sea anemone), 756 nucleotides. RefSeq lists its product as uncharacterized. Lineage: Eukaryota; Metazoa; Cnidaria; Anthozoa; Actiniaria; Actiniidae. The record is from RefSeq and is a predicted model, not a curated record.
AUGAUUCUUAACACCUCUAAAACAAAAGUCAUGCUUGUUGGUAGCUCUCGUAAACUAUCUACUCUUGAACGUGACAUUUCAAUCGAAGUAGGUAACACAAAGUUACAAACAACUGAUUCWGUUAAACUGCUUGGUGUCCAAAUUGAUCGAUCGCUAACAUGGGACUCUCAAAUUGAUAGUAUUGAGCAUAGAGUUUCACAACGUAUUGGCUUACUUAAAAGGAAUAAGAGGUAUAUACCUCAUCCGGAGAGAAUUUUGUUUUACAAUACACUUAUUAAGCCACUUAUCGAGUAUUGUGCCCCUGUUUGGGGAGGUUGUUCCAAGGAGGGUAAAUAUCGCCUUCUUAGAUUGCAGAAAAGAGCAGCUAGAACAAUAUUUGAUGCAGCACGUGAUGCACCUUCUGUCCCUAUGUUUAACAAACUUGGUUGGAUUCCUAUUAAUGAAUUGUGCAAUUACUUGACCGGUGCUCUAAUGUUUAAGAUCUUAAAUGGGAUUACUCCUAGUUAUCUACUCAAUUACAUUAAACCCAUGAAAAAUGUUMACAAAUUUGAAACUCGCUUUUCUAAGUACAACGUUAAGGUACCGAAAAUAUCAUUGACUACAGCUGGAGGCCGCUCAUUCAGUUUUAGAGCGUCUACUUUAUGGAAUUCCUUGUCUGUAGAAUUGAAAACUGCAUCUUCUAUAAAUAAUUUUAAAUCUAAAUACUUAUCGAGUAUUCUUUUAAACCAGGAAUCAAUGGACCAYUUUAAGAUUUAG